UUCUUAAGGCGCUACCGGCAGCCAGCGAGCACCGGCCACCACACCAUCGCCUCCGCUCUGAAAGCACCGGCCACCGCCACUCUCUGCGAACACAGGCCACCGCGCCACCGCCUCCUCUCUGAGAGCACCAGCCCCAGUCCGCUGCUGCCACCCCGGCUCCACGAUGCCCGAGUUCCCCGCUGCCCGCGGCUGGCUCCUGCUCCUGCUGGCCGUCCAGCUCGGCGCGGCUGCUGGCGCUCCCCGGCCAUGGCACUGUGCGCCCUGCUCCGCCGAGAGGCUUGCACUCUGCCCGCCGGUGCCCUCCUCGUGCCCGGAGCUUGCCCGGCCCGCCGGCUGCGGCUGCUGCCUGAUGUGCGCCCUGCCACUGGGUGCCGCAUGCGGUGUGGCCACUGCGCGCUGCUCUCGCGGGCUCAGCUGCCGCGCGCUACCCGGCGAGCCGCGGCCCUUGCAUGCCCUUACCCGCGGCCAGGGUGCCUGCACGCCCGACGCCGACGCAGCGCCCAGCGCUGAGGACACAGGAGAGGACCUGCCCAUUCUCUGGAACGCCGUCAGUAACUACGAGAGCAUGAGGGCUCAGGAGAUCACCGGCAUCAAGAAGCGGAAGGUGAGACCCUGCGGCGGCCGGGGAGCCACGGAUGGGAACCUGCAGUGCCGCACGGGCAUGGGGGGUUUCUCUCUGGCCCUAGAGCCCUGGGAAUAAGUACUUUCCUUCCUGGAACCUAACAGAGAUUUCCCAGUGUAGCUUUUUGGAACUUUUAACAGUCUUUGAGCAGAGGACCCGCUGGAUGGAAAGAACUCAAUUCCUGCUGUGCAGCUUCAGUUACAUUACUUCACAUCUCUGAUCUCUGCUCUAAAUUAAGGGGGUCAGACCAGACAGCAUCUUGAGAGCACUGAGUUAUUCUAUCUAAAGCUGAGCAAAAGGACCUCAUGUCCCCCUUUCACAAAUUGUGGCAAAAUGUAUAUAAUAUCAAAUUGAUCUCCUUAACCAUUUUAAAGUAUGAAGGUGGGUGGCAUGAAGAACUUUCAUGUUACUUUGUAACCAGCCCCACUGUACACCUGGAGAACUCUAUUACCUUCUCAAACUGUCCCCAUUGAACACUAACUCCC
Messenger RNA from Manis javanica (Malayan pangolin), 1107 nucleotides. The record is from RefSeq and is a predicted model, not a curated record. NCBI's taxonomy places the organism in Eukaryota, Metazoa, Chordata, Mammalia, Pholidota, Manidae.